AUGACUACGGAUAGAGACGAGCCUACGGGGCAGCCUAUAAUGUGCAAAAAUAACUGUGGGUUUUGCGGUAGCCCUGCUAACGAAAACUACUGCUCUAAGUGCUACAGGGAACACCUGAGGCGCAAAUCGCAACUUUCGAGUUCGAACAACGUGCCAAACAAGCUUCCGACCAACGCCUCAGAUGUCAACGCAACCGACUCUGCAACCUCUGCUGGCAUAACCAACGACGCCGUUGCCGACGGGAACUCACCCGCCGCCGUCAGCCAGGUUGAGGGCCAGGCGACCGAGGCCGCUGUGAAGAGGAAGGACAGGUGCCACCACUGCAACAAGCUGGUGGGCCUUCUGGGCUUCUCCUGCAGGUGCGAGAACGUGUUCUGCAGCCAGCACAGGCAAGCCAACCUCCACGACUGCGAGUUCGACUACAAGGGCUUCAACAAGACGCAGCUGGAGAGGAAGUCAGUGAGGGUCGUUGCGGACAAGAUACAGAGAAUAUAA
Molecule: messenger RNA, 495 nt
Organism: Theileria orientalis strain Shintoku
Lineage: Eukaryota; Apicomplexa; Aconoidasida; Piroplasmida; Theileriidae
Exons: 2
Coding region: 1-495 (164 amino acids)
Molecular function (GO): DNA binding; zinc ion binding
Source: RefSeq, a predicted model, not a curated record